Messenger RNA from Scleropages formosus (Asian bonytongue), 2488 nucleotides. It is a transcript of the gene me1, whose product is annotated as malic enzyme 1, NADP(+)-dependent, cytosolic. The record is from RefSeq and is a predicted model, not a curated record. NCBI's taxonomy places the organism in Eukaryota, Metazoa, Chordata, Actinopteri, Osteoglossiformes, Osteoglossidae. Gene Ontology annotation, molecular function: NAD binding; malate dehydrogenase (decarboxylating) (NADP+) activity. Gene Ontology annotation, biological process: pyruvate metabolic process; malate metabolic process. The coding region runs from base 5 to 1855 and encodes 616 amino acids. Gene Ontology annotation, cellular component: mitochondrion. The transcript is spliced from 14 exons.
UGAUAUGGGACGCGGACGCGGACGCACACACACAGACACACCCGCGCGCGGAGUCCGUUCGACUUUAUUUAAAGGAGACAACAUGGCACGCGCCGCAGCCAGCGCGCGAUCCGCCACCGUCGAGCUGGAGAUGCACAAGUCGGAAGAACACAGUAAAACCGUCCUGUUCACCAAGGAUAGGGGCUACUAUGUCACACGGAACCCCCGCUUAAAUAAGGGCAUGGCCUUCUCCUUGGAGGAACGCAUGCAGCUGGGCAUCCAUGGCCUCCUGCCACCCUGCUUCCUCAGCCAGGAUCUGCAACUGCUCCGGGUCCUCAAGAACUACCAGAUGAUAAAGGAUGACUUAGACAAGUACGUGUUUUUGAUGGACCUGCAGGACCGCAACGAGAAGCUCUUCUACAGGGUGCUCAUGUCCAACACUGAGCUCUUCAUGCCCAUAGUGUACACACCCACCGUGGGGCUGGCCUGCCAGCAGUACGGCCUUAUCUUCAGGAGACCCAGAGGACUGUUCAUCACCGUUCAUGAUCGUUUCCACAUCUCCACGCUGCUGCAGAGCUGGCCAGAGAAUGACAUCCGGGCUGUGGUUGUGACAGAUGGGGAGCGAAUCCUAGGCCUUGGCGACCUUGGCUCUUACGGCAUGGGCAUCCCAGUGGGCAAGCUGGCGCUCUACACCAUCUGCGGGGGUGUACCCCCCCAGCACUGCUUGCCUGUCAUGCUGGAUGUAGGCACUGACAAUGAGGCCCUCCUGAAUGAUCCCUUAUACAUUGGACUGCGGCAGAAACGGGUGCGAGGUCAGGCUUAUGAUGAUCUUGUGGAUGAGUUCAUGAAGGCUGUGACAGACAGGUAUGGGAUGAACUGCCUGAUCCAGUUUGAAGAUUUUGCCAACAUAAACGCUUUCCGUCUGCUCACCAAGUACCGCAACAAGUACUGCACCUUUAAUGAUGACAUUCAAGGUACUGCUGCGGUGGCGGUGGCAGGCCUCCUUGCUGCCCUGCGUAUCACUAAAACCAAGAUGUCGGAUCAUGUCAUCGUGUUCCAGGGUGCAGGGGAGGCUGCCAUGGGAAUUGCAGAUCUUGUCACCAUGGUGAUGGAGAAGGAGGGCCUCCCUGGAGAACAGUGCCUUGGGAAGAUCUGGAUGGUUGACUCCAAGGGCCUCAUUGUCAAGGGCCGAGAGCACCUGACACAUGAGAAAGAGAGGUUUGCUCAUGCACACGCCCCCAUGAAGAAGCUGGAGGAUGUUGUGAAAAGCCUGAAGCCUACUGCACUCAUAGGAGUGGCUGCCAUAGGUGGGGCUUUCACGGAGCAGAUUCUCAAGGACAUGGCGUCCUUCAAUGAAAGGCCCAUUAUUUUCGCCCUCAGCAACCCCACCAGCAAAGCAGAAUGCACAGCAGAGCAGUGCUACAGGGUCACCGAGGGACGGGGUAUCUUUGCCAGUGGGAGCCCCUUUGACCCUGUCACCCUUCCUGAUGGACGCCGGUUCUACCCCGGCCAGGGCAACAACUCGUACGUGUUCCCGGGUGUGGCGCUGGGCGUGAUCGCAUGCAGGAUGCGGCAUAUCACGGAUGAAGUCUUCCUCUCUACCGCAGAGGCCAUUGCUGAGCUGGUGACGGAGAAGGACCUGUCCGAAGGGAGACUCUACCCACCGCUCAACGAGAUACGAGAAGUGUCCUGCAAACUGGCAAUCAAGAUAGUGCAACACGCGUAUGAACACGGGAUGGCGACACUUAUCCCUGAGCCGGAGCACAAGGAGGCGCUGGUGCGCUCGCUCAUGUACAGCACAGACUACGAGGAGCUCGCUGCCAAUUCAUACAGCUGGCCGGAGGAAGCCACAUGCGUGCAGUCCUGCAAAUUAUGACCAGGCCGUGGCCCACGGUACCAGCUGCAUGUGUGCGGAGCAGCGGCCCCACAAUUAUGUUUUUUGCACCUGGGGAAAAAAAAAAAAAAUUGCAAUAGUGCUUUAAUUUAUUUUGCUAAAAUGGAAAUUUUUGUGAAAUGGCACCAAAAAUAUUAUGAAUCUGCUUUAUUUUCUUGUCAUAUUGAAUGAGUCAGCAUUUCAGCACAUAGUCAAUAAAUUAUUGGCAAAAAUACCUAAACCAUGUACAAUGCCUUGUUUUUUUAAUCCAAUACGCAUUUUACUGUAGACACAGGUGUGUGUGAUAACUGAUAAAGUUCUUUGAAUUUACGUUGUAAUGAUUGAGCCCACUGGAUGUUGGUAACCUAAAAAUGACACCGUGUAAUAAACGACACUUUCAUACCCUCUUUAAAUUAGAAGUCCUUUGUGUUUUACUGCAUUGUUUGAUGCUGAAAUCAUGGAAAUGAUCAUGUUACAAAAACAGCAUUACCUGUAGUGACAACUUGCAAUAUGCACUGAUGUUUGUUUAGGCCACAUGCGCUAUGAAUUUUGCCCCUAAAAUUUAAAGUUGUUUGUUGGGCUGAGCAGCAGGUGCCAUAGUGGUUACAGCUGCUACCUUUUGGCCUUGAAAUAACC